Molecule: messenger RNA, 966 nt
Organism: Lacerta agilis (Sand lizard)
Lineage: Eukaryota; Metazoa; Chordata; Lepidosauria; Squamata; Lacertidae
Gene: SOX2
Product: SRY-box transcription factor 2
Exons: 1
Coding region: 1-966 (321 amino acids)
Biological process (GO): anatomical structure morphogenesis; cell differentiation; regulation of DNA-templated transcription
Molecular function (GO): DNA-binding transcription factor activity, RNA polymerase II-specific; RNA polymerase II cis-regulatory region sequence-specific DNA binding
Source: RefSeq, a predicted model, not a curated record
AUGAUGGAAACCGAACUGAAGCCUCCCGCCCCCCAGCAGACAGCGGGGGGAGGCGCGGGGGGCAACAGUAAUUCCGGGGCCAACAACCAGAAGAACAGCCCGGAUCGGGUCAAGAGACCCAUGAACGCCUUCAUGGUGUGGUCCCGGGGCCAGCGGCGGAAGAUGGCGCAGGAGAACCCCAAGAUGCACAACUCGGAGAUCAGCAAGCGCCUCGGGGCCGAGUGGAAACUUCUCUCCGAGGCGGAGAAGAGACCUUUCAUCGACGAAGCCAAGCGGCUGCGCGCCUUGCACAUGAAGGAACACCCGGAUUAUAAAUACCGACCCCGGAGGAAAACCAAGACGCUGAUGAAGAAGGAUAAGUACACUUUGCCGGGCGGGUUGCUGGCGCCGGGCUCCAACUCCAUGGGCGCGGGGGUCGGCGUGGGGGCCACGCUGGGCGCUGCCGGAGUCAACCAGCGGAUGGACAGCUACGCGCACAUGAACGGCUGGACCAACGGCGGCUACGGGAUGAUGCAGGAGCAGUUGGGCUACCCGCAGCACCCGGGCCUGAACGCGCACAACGCCGCGGCCGCCGCCGCCGCCGCGCAAAUGCAGCCCAUGCACCGCUACGACGUGAGCGCCUUGCAGUACAACUCCAUGGCGGGCUCUCAGACUUACAUGAACGGCUCGCCCACCUACAGCAGCAUGUCCUAUUCGCAGCAGGGGACCCCGGGGAUGAGCCUGGGCUCCAUGGGAUCCGUGGUCAAGACGGAGUCCAGCUCCAGUCCCCCCGUGGUCACGUCUUCUUCCCAUUCCAGGGCUCCGUGCCAAACCGGAGACCUCCGGGACAUGAUCAGCAUGUACCUGCCCGGGCCUGAAGUGGCGGAGCCGGCCGCCUCCAGCAGACUGCACAUGUCGCAGCAUUACCAGAACGCACCUGUGCCCGGCACGGCCAUAAACGGCACGCUCCCGCUCUCCCAUAUGUAA